ACCGGGUUUUGCAGAGCUGAGAUCUGCGGUCUCCAGUUGGAAACGCACAUGCGAAGCUGUUCCCAAGCCAUCGGACUCAUCAGGAGACUUGGGUGAGGGCUGUGAUCUCCUGCACCGAUCACUUCCCUUAGAACGCAACGCUCGCACGUCACAGCAGCUCCAGACCCUGCUGCUACCGGAAAGUUACAGGCACAGGAACCGUGAAGACCAGCGCGGCCCAGGAACCGCGGCUCUUGCAAAAUCAACAGAUAUUUCUUUAAAAAAAAAAACCCAAAAAACUCAAACCUGAGGUUACAGUGCAUUUUUAACCAACAAAGUGAGGGGAAAGAGAAAGACACUGUCACCAGGAACCCAGUCUGGAGAAUCGAGGAAAGUUCUUCCCAGGAUGGUCUCCCACUCAGAGCUGAGGGAACUCCUCUGUUCAGCUGAUGCAGUGUGUUUUGAUGUUGACAGCACAGUCAUCCAAGAAGAAGGGAUUGAUGAGCUGGCCAAAUUCUGCGGUGUGGAGGCUGCUGUGUCUGAGAUGACACGGAGAGCCAUGGGAGGGGCAUUGCCUUUCAGAGAUGCGCUCACUGAACGCCUGGCACUGAUCCAGCCCUCCAGGGAGCAGGUGCAGAGGCUCCUAGCGGAGCACCCCCCUCACCUGACCCCUGGCAUAAGAGAGCUGGUAAGUCGCCUACAGGAGCGAAAUGUUCAGGUGUUCCUCAUAUCUGGUGGCUUUAGGAGCAUUGUGGAGCAUGUGGCUGCUAAGCUCAACAUCCCAGCGACCAACGUGUUUGCCAAUAGGCUGAAAUUCUACUUUAAUGGUGAAUACGCAGGUUUUGAUGAGACGCAGCCAACAGCCGAGUCAGGAGGGAAAGGAAAGGUUAUUGGGUUUUUAAAGGAAAAAUUUCACUUUAAGAAAAUAAUCAUGAUUGGAGAUGGAGCUACGGACAUGGAAGCCUGCCCUCCUGCUGAUGCUUUCAUUGGAUUUGGGGGGAACGUGAUCAGGCAUCAGGUGAAGAGCAGCGCGAAGUGGUACGUCACUGACUUCGUUGAGCUGCUGGGAGGCCUGGAAGAAUGAUGUCAGCUUCAUGCUCGCUCAGAACAACUCCAAUUUCUCAAAGCUACAGUUAGGCUCUCGGGACAGUCCAGGAGAUAAGCUAGUAUUUUUCUACUGUAGCUCCAAUAUUAAUAUGACUACUAAUUACCUGGAGAGUUUUAUAUUCUGAAUUCUUUGUGUAUGUUCCUACCUGUAUCUUACCUGGAGCUUUCUGAGGUGCAUAGUAAAUUAAAUGCUUUUACUCUUA
Messenger RNA from Mesocricetus auratus (golden hamster), 1289 nucleotides. It is a transcript of the gene Psph, whose product is annotated as phosphoserine phosphatase. Gene Ontology annotation, cellular component: cytoplasm. The coding region runs from base 386 to 1063 and encodes 225 amino acids. Lineage: Eukaryota; Metazoa; Chordata; Mammalia; Rodentia; Cricetidae. Gene Ontology annotation, biological process: dephosphorylation; L-serine biosynthetic process. The transcript has 7 exons. Gene Ontology annotation, molecular function: magnesium ion binding; L-phosphoserine phosphatase activity. The record is from RefSeq and is a predicted model, not a curated record.